Geosmithia morbida is the source of this 2130-nucleotide messenger RNA. Its product is annotated as DYNc. The coding region runs from base 1 to 2130 and encodes 709 amino acids. Gene Ontology annotation, molecular function: GTPase activity; GTP binding; microtubule binding. Gene Ontology annotation, cellular component: cytoplasm; membrane; microtubule. The transcript is spliced from 4 exons. NCBI's taxonomy places the organism in Eukaryota, Fungi, Ascomycota, Sordariomycetes, Hypocreales, Bionectriaceae. The record is from RefSeq and is a predicted model, not a curated record.
AUGGGCGUCGCCAUGGAACCCCGUCUCUUAUCAAACCCGGAGAUGCUGGAGAAGAUUGACAAGCUCCGCGAUCUGAACAUCGGCCAGCAUAUUGCUCUUCCUCAGCUCGUCGUCGUCGGAGAUCAGAGCUCGGGAAAGUCGUCGCUUCUUGAGAGCUUGAGCGGUAUCCCGUUUCCCAAAGACGGCACCCUUUGCACUCGCCACGCCACCCAGAUAACCUUCCGACGAAACGACGAUGUUUUCGUCAAGAUAUCCAUCAACGCUGGACCGCAUGCUUCGGAGGAACAUAAGAAGACUGUUGAGGGGCAUCGUCUGAAAAUGGAUUCCGCCGUGGAGUUCCGCGGCCAAUUUGUCGACAUCCUGACCAAGGCCAACGAGAAGAUGGGUUUGCGUAAGACCGUCAGUGCGGGUCGUGGUGCCAUCUUCAGUGAGGAUGUCCUCAAGAUCGAAGUCUAUGGACCGACCGAAGAUUACCUGACCAUCAUCGACGUCCCCGGAAUCUUCCGCACAAACAUGUACGGAACUACAAAAGAGGACAUAGUCAUGGUGAGGGAGCUCGUCAAGGACUAUAUCAAGGACGACCGCACCAUCAUCCUGGCUGUCCUCCCCAGCAACGUCGACAUAGCUACACAGGAGAUUUUGGAGCUCGCGGAAGAGUACGACCCAGAGGGCGCGUCCCUCUGCGAUCUAGUCAAUGGGAAGAGACGGCACCUAACUCUCGGCUACUACCUCGUGAAGAACCGUGGACCCGACGACGGACCCGUCGAGCCGGAAGAGCUUGACAGGUUCUUUGCAAGGAACCCUUGGAGGAGGCUCCCGGGUGAACGGCUGGGUAUCCGGGCUCUCAAGGCGCAGCUUGAGGCCUUGCUGAUCGACAUAUGCGGUCGCGAGUUUCCUCGCCUAGUCCAGGAUCUCAGCAGGUCAAUCACAGAAUGCAAAAGAGAGCUGCAAGGUCUGGGACGGCCUCGGCAAGACGAGAAUGAGCAACGGAUCUUCCUCGGUAACGUUGCAGGAGCUUUUCAGGAUUGCGUUCGGUCGUCAUUGGCCGCGGACUACACUGCAAUAGACGCACUCGGCGAGACGGAACUUCGGCUCAUCACCAACGUCAUGAACAUCACAGACGUCUUCGCCACCGACUUUCACGAGAAAGCGCACUCAAACAACUUCGACGAAGAACGUGGACACGUAGGAAAGACUGAGUCGGAAGACGACCUGCGGGAGUCUCAAAAAAGCUCUUCCGAGGCCAUGGUGAAGCAGAUGCGAAAUCUCCUGGAAUCUGUUCAUAUAGACGACGCUACAGAUGGGGAAAAGGCCGAGCUCGAGGAUAUCCUUGCUAUUCCCGACAAGGACCUGGAGUCGAAGGGGGGCGUCUCCUCGUGGAUCAGACAGCAUUAUCUGAACAUCAGAGGACUGGAGCUCGGCACGUUCAACGCCAACUUUGUCUCGGUGGCCUUUGCCCAACAGUCAAGCAAGUGGCCUCACAUGAGCAAGGUCUAUAUGAGCAGAGUCAUACUGUCACUGCAUCGCUUCAUAGCCAGCGCGCUGCGGCUAGUUCUUCCCGACGAGACGGCUCGGAACAAGGUAUGGUCCUCGAUCCUGGAAAGCCUCGUGGACUGCUACCGGAAGGCAAUCAGGCAAGCAGACCUGCUGGUCAACAUCGAGCGCCAGGGGAUUCCCUACACAGCCAACAAGAAGUUCACCAAGGAAAUCAACGAGGCCAGAUCUAAAAGGAUGCUCAGGCAGGUCUUCCCCAAAGCCAGAAAGGACAAGGCGCAGUACGGAGAGGUUCAGUACACCGUCACUCUCGAGGACAUGGACAGCAUGCACUCGGAGGAACAGUCAAACAUGGGAUAUUCCCUACAGGAGGUCCAUGACAUACUCCAGGCGUACUACCGGAUCGCCAUGGAGCGUUUCAUAGACAACAUCUUCCAGAUUGCCGUCAACCAUCAGUUGCUCCAUGGGCCUGACAGUCCCCUCAGGGUCUUUGACCAGAACUGGGUCAUGAGCCUGAGGCCUGCUCAACUUGAGCAGAUUGCAGGGGAGAGCAAGGCUUCCAAGAGGACACGUGCGAAGCUCAACAAGAAGAUAGAAGAUUUGUCGACUGGUCGGAAGGUACUGGAACAAUACUGA